GGGAAUUUUCAACCUUAGUCUAGGGAAUUGUUCACCUGCACUGGGAACACUGAUAGUCACUCACCUACACAGUCACUCAGAUACAGUGGUGAUGAGCGACUGGGUUGACGUCCAGGUUGUGGCGUAAUUGAGUUGGAAAACUGCUAUUUCUUAAGACCUACAAAAUGGAUCAUGUCAAGGCCAUCCCCCUGGUGGUGGGGCUGGUGAUAGUGGUGGGUACAGCUGUUCUUACCAAACUCUACCUCUCCAAAAAGCGAGGUCCUCCUCGUACCCUCCAGGACCCUGGUGUCAAGUACCCACUAGAGCUGACUGAACGAGAAGAGAUAUCCCACGACACAAGGCGCUUCCGCUUCAAGCUGCCAUCUCCUGACCAUAUUUUAGGCUUGCCCAUUGGUCAGCACAUCUACCUCUCAGCCCGCGUCGACGGCCAGCUGGUGGUGCGUCCAUACACUCCAGUCUCUAGUGAUGAGGACAAGGGACACAUGGAUCUUGUUGUGAAGGUCUACUUCAAGAAUGUCCAUCCCAAAUUUCCCGAUGGUGGUAAGAUGAGCCAACACUUGGAGGCAAUGAAGAUAGGGGAGACAAUUGAUGUACGUGGACCUUCAGGCCUGCUGGAGUACCGAGGACGUGGCGUGUUUGCCAUAAAACCAGACAAGAAGUCGCCACCGAAUUUGAUCACAAGCAAAAAAGUCAAUAUGAUUGCUGGUGGUACAGGGAUCACCCCCAUGCUUCAGUUGAUGCGUCAGGUGGCCCGUGAUGAGGGAGACAAGACACAGUUGGCUCUCAUUUUUGCCAACCAAACUGAGGCUGACAUCCUACUGAGACAUGAGCUGGAGGAAGUACUAGCUCAGCACCCAGACAAAUUCAAGCUCUGGUACACUGUGGAUCGUCCAGAAGAAGGAUGGAAAUACAGCAGUGGAUUUUUGAGUGCAGAUAUGAUCUCAGAGCAUCUAUACCCUCCCUCUGAUGACACCUUGAUCCUGAUGUGUGGGCCACCUCCCAUGAUCAACUUUGCCUGCCUCCCCAAUCUGGAUAAACUGGGUUACUCGCCCAGUAUGAGGUUUGCUUACUAGACAUAGUAGAAAAGAUUCUCAGUACUGUGUGCUCAAGUGAGCCCAAUGACUAUAGAUGCUAACCCUUCAAGAUCCAGCAACUGACAGCUUAUUUUGAAGAGUGUUAAGUUAAUAAUUUUAUUUGCAGUAAAACUAUUUAUUGAAUGCAUUUAAAUGCAUAAUAAUAUAAAUAUAUACAGUAUAUAUAUAUAUAUAUAUAUAUUGAAAAGAUUCAUAUAACAAGAACAUAUAGAAUUUUUUUUAGGUAAACCCAUUAAAUUAAAGAACAGGGUAAAAUAUAAGUAAAGCACCAGGCUAACCCCUCCAAAAGGUUACUCAAUCAGGUGAAAGUUACAAAACACUGGCAAUUGGACCUGCAUCAGUUUUGCACUCUGGUUGUGUGGCAAGUCUUCACAAAGUUAACGGUGUUGAAUAUCAUUAAAUUUACCAGUUGUAGUUAGUUUGAUUUAUUGUGGUAAAAAGCAUGAGGUGAUUAGGUAAAUGCAAGAGUUUGUUCAUUAUUUUAGUGUGAUUUUUAAGUACAUGUGUUUGUGAAUAACUUAAUAUGUCAGCAUUGUUCCGUUUAGGAGUUCCCUAUCCUGAGUGUUGUCAUCUGCAUACUAGUUUGGCUCUUAUAAAGUGAAACAGUCAUCACUUGUAUAAAAACAAAAAACAAAAACAGUGCAAUAAAGAAUUACAGUAAUUGAAAGGAAGGAGAAAAAAAAAGAAUGAAUAGAAAUAAGACAGAAUAGAAGACAAUGAAUAACUAAACAGAGUACAAUGGAGAUCAAGCAAAGAGGCAUUUGAGGGUUGUUGUGUGAAUAUGGUCUAGAAGAGAAAGGACACUCCUCAUUGUAGAACUAACCAAGUCAACCAAUCUUAUGUUAUUUAUAGCAGAUAUAAAUGUAAAAUUAAAGUAUCGGUAAUAUAUAUGUCUCGGGUGAAAAAUACUCUUAAUAUAUAUUGAAGUCAGAUCAUAUAUUGGAAAGAUUACUGUACUGUACUGUAUAUAGUCUUGACCUGGGUGUUGUGGGGUAGGAGAAGAAAUUGUUUUAACAAGAAGUAUUUUAUCUAAAAUUGUUUGAUAGUUAAGGUUUGAAGCGAGUUUGUUCAUGUUUUUCAGACGUGUGUGCUGUACAGGGUAUUAUAAUAUAACUGUGUGGAAGCUUUAUGCUUUUUAUAUUUUAAGUAGAAGUACUUAGGAGCAUUAUCUGAUCUGCUUUGGAAUAUACGUUUUCAUAGUCUGUAGUACAAGUAUGAGCAUUGUUAUGUCUUGAUUUUGUCAUUUUUCACACACUUAAAACAUAUCCGGGUUUGUAACUAUAUUAAAUCGAUCCGAUAUGAGACUUCCUUUCUUGGUUCUUCCCUAACCCUUACAUUAAGAUCCUUUGUGGUUUUUAAGAAUGAGUUACUUGGUUUGACUUACAACCUAGCAAAAUUUAACUUAAGCCUUAUGAUAUUAGUUUAUUUUUAAUAAAUUUCACUACUGUAUAUGUUUACUGGGUAAUAUAUAUUAGGCAUUAGAGACCUUAUUUAUCUACUGUACUUGUAUUGCCCUGGUGACAGUGUAGGCCAUAGUUAAACUAGGUUGACUAGUGUGAAGCUUCGACAAACACUAAUCACUAAUUAUCAGAGGCUCUGCAAAUCAGUGCUUGAACCACUGUGAGCUAUGCUGUACAAUGGUCUUGAUCAGUAGCUUCAGUAACAUAAUUCUUGAAGGAAUGAAGUUAAAAGACCCACUAAGGUAAAUGUGAUAAGUGCUUUUACAGUGCAUCAGGUUAUACAGUAACUAAUGCUUCCAUUUUUCUCAGAUAGCAAGACAUAAAAUAUGACUUGAGGAAAUACUGGAUUCUUAUAGCAUUAACUGUUAUUAUGAUGCACUGCCACCUCAUCUUUGACUCAGAAGUUCCUAAAGGAGUUCCCAUUUCUUGAGGGAAUGCCUUUCUGAAAACCACUUCCUUGAGUAGUUAACCAUAGAUAAGAUCUCACUCCAUGACUAAUUUCACAUCGCAAGUCAUAUGUCAGCACCUCGAGAAACAUUUACUGAAAAAUUUCACCUGCUGUUAAACUAUCACAUAUGAGAUAUACUUCCCUCUUUCCAGUGAUGCUCUCAUAUAUACAAAGCACUCGUCACCUGUAAUACUCUUGUCUCUUGUUUGUUAAGCCAUCACAUGUAAAACACUUGCUACUCCUGCACUGACAAACAUGAAUUUUCGGAAAGGUUCAAGCAAGCCUCCUCAAGCAUAUACAUUUUCACAAGUAGAAUAAGAAAAAAAAAUCAACAAAUUACUGAACGUAAGAGAAUAUUGUUUAAACUAAUACAGUGUAACGAGAUGUCUAAGGUGUUGUAUACUACUGUACGCUAAUGUGACUGUGGCCCCCAGAUAGUGGCACCAGAUUACUUCUCUCAUGACAAAGCCUUCAUGCAGUAGGUAGCUGAGCUAAGCAGUUUAUGUAGUUUAAUUUGGGUUUUUACUGAUUUUGUUUUGGUUUAGAAAAAUGCUCUUGUUAAAGUUACUGUAUGUAUCUUGAAAGUUCUCAUCAUUACUGCCAAACAAGAUACAACUUGGCUACAUCAUAAUUUGUCAUGCAAUUUUCACUUGAUUACUCCCAGAAGGUUACUAUACUGUAGUAAGUUAUAAAAAUCUGUCCUCUUCGAAGUCUUACAGUUUUACCUUAAAUUUUUAUCAUUAAAAUAAAAGAAAAUAAAUAUUUUUCCUUGACAGGUUUGGUAUUCAACUUUAUAAGAUUGUUAUGUAUUUUAGAAAAAAAUAAAUAUGAAUAUUUUCUUCAUAAGUACCAUAACCUAAGUAAAAUAAUGGUGUGCAUAAUAUUCAUAUUAAACUCUGUAAAGUACUACUUGGACCAAUUCCAAGGUGAGAAUAAUCCAAUCUGAUAUUAAAACUGUACGGAAAUUAUGUGAAAUUAAUUUGUUAGAAAUAAAUAUUUGUUCAGA
This is a messenger RNA of Homarus americanus (American lobster), 4008 nucleotides long. Its product is annotated as NADH-cytochrome b5 reductase 2-like. NCBI's taxonomy places the organism in Eukaryota, Metazoa, Arthropoda, Malacostraca, Decapoda, Nephropidae. Bases 165 to 1073 code for a protein of 302 amino acids. The record is from RefSeq and is a predicted model, not a curated record. The transcript is spliced from 7 exons. Gene Ontology annotation, cellular component: mitochondrion. Gene Ontology annotation, molecular function: oxidoreductase activity; FAD binding.